Messenger RNA from Tachysurus vachellii, 1009 nucleotides. RefSeq lists its product as uncharacterized. The record is from RefSeq and is a predicted model, not a curated record. The transcript has 4 exons. The coding region runs from base 185 to 871 and encodes 228 amino acids. NCBI's taxonomy places the organism in Eukaryota, Metazoa, Chordata, Actinopteri, Siluriformes, Bagridae.
CAUCGGCAAUACAUCUUAAACCUAGAAUUAAUCGCUCGAUAUACGUUUUGAUAUCGCUACAUCCUAUUUAUUUGUUUUCCCAGCGUCCGCCCCUAGCCGGCUAGCAUAACUAGCCUGUUGGUCCGAGUACCGCUAGUACACUUUUUCACACCAAUUAUCUCUGUUGUACUUGCUAUAUAACAUCAUGUCGGUUACGUCUCUGCCUUUGAGUGCAGGUGAGGACACGUUCGAGCUGCACUCGGUGGAACUGGAGCUGGAGGCCGUGGAGAAGCAGAUCCGCGACCUACCGGCCCAACGCACCCAGGAAGUGGUCUGGCCAGGCGCAGUUCACUCCAGCACCAGGGCACCGCAUAUCCCGGGUGCAGCAGUGGAGGACACGUGCCGGGCCCCGGUCGAGGACCCCCCCACCACCACCACCACUGCUGGUCUUCGAGAUCCCCACCCGGAACCGCUUCGCGAGACGGCCCGUGACACUGUGAUCAUCGGAGACUCCAUCAUCCGCCACGUUCGUGCUACUGUGGCUAAAGGUAAGGCUCGCACUCACUGCUUACCUGGUGCCCAUGUUCUUGAUGUCGCUGCACAGGUACCUAGGGUCGGGAGCAGAAACAUCGGAGCUGUGGUUCUUCACGCCGGCUCGAACGACACCAGCCUGAGGCAGUCGGAGAUCCCGAAGAGAGACUUCAAGACCCUGGUGGAGACGGCUCGCAGCACAGCGCCCACGGCGAGGAUCAUCGUGUCCGGACCACUUCCAGCAUACCAGCGAGGAAUUGAAAGGCUGUUCCGCACUGACGGCCUGCACCCCAGCAGAGUUGGAGUGGAGAUCCUCUUGGACCAGGGCGCUGCACACCUUCUGACUGCAUCCAGGGAAUAAUAAAUCUGACUCCAUCCUGCAAUGUCUGGUCCCCAACAUCCCCUUUGUCAUAGAAGUGGACGCUUCCAGCUGCGAUAUCUGGGGCAUAGAAUUCCGGUGGCACGGCACCCUAGGUAAACUCCUUCCCUGUGCAUACUU